UCAAAAGAGUUUCUCCCAAAUUUGUUCCUCCUCUCUCACUCUCCCUUGUCCAGAAACUGAACCUGUUCACACCUCAACUUUUCUAUUCACCCCUUUCUCUCUAUAAACCCUAGAAUUUUUACUGCGCCCAUUAACUUAGCAGCCCCAAAUCAUGGCUCUGGUCUUGCAUGCGGGGAACACAAAUAAAAAUGCCUACAAGGCUCUCAUCGCUGCAGAAUACAGUGGCGUGAAAAUUGAGUUGGUCAAAGAUUUUGAGAUGGGUGUUUCCAACAAAACACCCGAGUUUCUUCAAAUGAACCCCAUUGGGAAGGUUCCAGUCUUGGAAACUCCUGAUGGCCCUAUUUUUGAAAGCAAUGCCAUUGCAAGAUAUGUUGCACGGUUGAAGGCUGAUAGUCCACUCUAUGGCUCCUCACUGAUUGAUUAUGGCCACAUUGAGCAGUGGAUUGAUUUUGCAUCUCUAGAGAUUGAUGCUAAUAUCUUGCGCUGGUUUGUUCCAAGGAUUGGUUUUUCUUUAUAUCUUCCUCCGGCUGAGGAAGCUGCCAUUUCUGCAGUCAAGAGGGGCUUGGAAGCUUUGAACACACAUCUUGCUUCUAAUACCUACCUGGUUGGACACAGUGUGACAUUGGCUGAUAUAGUCAUGACAUGCAACUUGGUUCUUGGUUUUAGUCGGAUUUUGACUAAGAAAUUUACCUCUGAAUUUCCUCACGUUGAAAGAUAUUUUUGGAGUAUGGUUAAUCAACCAAAUUUCAAGAAGGUUCUUGGUGAAAUUAAACAAACAGAAUCUGUUCCACCAGUUGCAAAGAAACCUUCUCAGCCUGUCAAGCCCAAGGACGAACCAAAGAAAGAGGUCAAGAAAGAACCGACCAAGCCCAAAGAAGCACAUACACCUGUAGAGGAGGAAGAGGCACCCAAACCAAAACCAAAGAAUCCUCUUGAUCUUCUGCCUCCUAGUAAGAUGAUACUGGAUGAGUGGAAAAGGCUCUACUCUAACACCAAAACCAAUUUCCGUGAAGUUGCAAUUAAAGGAUUUUGGGAUAUGUAUGAUCCUGAGGGAUACUCUCUAUGGUUUUGUGACUACAAGUACAAUGAGGAAAAUACUGUCUCAUUUGUGACCAUGAACAAGGUUGGUGGAUUCUUGCAAAGAAUGGAUCUUGCUAGGAAAUAUGCAUUUGGCAAGAUGUUGGUGAUCGGAUCGGAACCCCCAUUCAAGGUCAAGGGUUUGUGGCUCUUCCGUGGACAAGAAAUCCCUCAAUUUGUGGUUGAUGAAUGUUAUGACAUGGAACUUUAUGAGUGGAAAAAGGUGGACAUCAACGAUGAGGCUCAAAAGGAGCGUGUCAGUCAAAUGAUCGAAGAUUAUGAGCCUUUUGAGGGAGAAGCUUUACUAGAUGCCAAAUGCUUCAAGUGAUUGGUGUUUUCUGGCUAGUGAUGUUAUGUAGUUUGGUGGUUUGGUGAUGCAUACACAUAUAUCUGCUGCCUUGCCAUUCAACUUUAGAAUUUGGAGGAAUUAAUGAUUUUUGUGAGUAUUGUCCAAAUUUACCUGGAGUUGUGUUUUUAGACGUUUUCGCAUGGUUGACAAUACUGGCUUUUAGACGGUUUCGCAGGAUCAGGAUCUUAGUCACCAGGUUGACAAUAUUCUUCUUUACUGCUUGCAUUACUAGGUAACCCCAAGGAAAAUUUGAUAUGAUAAACAUAAUAGUGUGUAACUUGCAGUAUAACAUGUUAUGCUUAUUAUUUUAGCUGAGAAUGGUGGCAAAUUGGGCAUUUGAGAUGCCAUAUUCCAA
Messenger RNA from Chenopodium quinoa (quinoa), 1781 nucleotides. Its product is annotated as elongation factor 1-gamma-like. The coding region runs from base 152 to 1405 and encodes 417 amino acids. The record is from RefSeq and is a predicted model, not a curated record. Gene Ontology annotation, molecular function: glutathione transferase activity; translation elongation factor activity. NCBI's taxonomy places the organism in Eukaryota, Viridiplantae, Streptophyta, Magnoliopsida, Caryophyllales, Amaranthaceae. Gene Ontology annotation, biological process: translational elongation. The transcript is spliced from 7 exons.